Messenger RNA from Electrophorus electricus (electric eel), 4036 nucleotides. RefSeq lists its product as uncharacterized. Gene Ontology annotation, molecular function: protein binding. Lineage: Eukaryota; Metazoa; Chordata; Actinopteri; Gymnotiformes; Gymnotidae. The record is from RefSeq and is a predicted model, not a curated record.
GUGAGCCUAAACGAACCAAACGAGGAAAGAAGCUUCACGAGGUGUUAUCAUUACAGUCUUUGAUGGUUUUAACGAUGACAGUUAACGCUAGCUAGCUAAAUAUAGCAAGUGGUGACAAAGGGAAUGACUGAAUUUUAAACGGAAAUGGAAACUGAAGAAAUUAAAUCAUGCAUAUUUAGCUAAUUAUAGCGCUAGAUUAUGACAUACGUGACGUGAUGGCAGCGUUUGGACUACCAGAAGAACUGUGGAUUCAUGUGUUUAAAUUCUUGUCCUCUAAUGACAAAUUAAACAUUCGCGCUAGUUGCAGAUUUUUUAAGAGACUGAUAGAUCACCCCGGCAUGUGGAAAAACAGUACAGUGUCCCUAAAAAAAAAUAGCGCAUAUAACUCUCAUUUCUGGAGAACUCUUAGCAUCAGGAGGAUUAACUCGGUUGUGGUGGUGAAGGCGAAUGUGAAGGAGUGGAAGCAGCUUGCAUCCCGGCUACCCUGGCUUAUUUCAGUAACUAUAGAUCGGUGUUGUGAUGCUAAAGCCCUCGAGACACUAAGUAAUUUUAAAAACCUUAAGCGGCUGUUCAUUCGGCAGUGCCGUUGUCCGAAACUAGCAAGCUCAAUAAGUUUACUACACCAGUUGUCACAUCUCGGUUUGUGUCAGGUUCGUUGCGCUCCAUGCUCGGACAUUAUUAAUGCGGUGUCUCAGCUCACCAAUCUAACAUCAUUUUGCUACCAUGAGAGCAGCAAACCUAUUCCUAAGGCGGAUCUUCAUAGCAUACUCCGAUGCCUGCCGAACUUAAAAAAGCUUUCAUUAAAGAUGGGAUCAAAUCAAGUCCCCCUCCCCAAUGAUUAUCUCUGUCCUUCUCAAGCAAACAAUGUGUCAGAUGCACAGUAUGGAAAGCUGAGCCUUGCUAGCCUGGAGCUGCUGAACUACAUGGACCCCAUUCUCUCGUCAGAAGCCCUGAGGGGUGUUUCCUCCCUGAAAAGUCUGACAGUGCAUUAUAGAUGCUCUGCUGAGGAUUCCAGAAUGUGCAACCUCAAAACAUGGCUCUCAACACUCCCAGUCCUCUCAGAGCUCAACAUUUCUUUGGGAUAUCACCUUGGCACCUAUGCAAACUCGUUGCCUGUUACAGUACGUAGCCUUUCCCUUCGAGGAAUGUUGGCAGAUCUGAAGGCUAUGAGGAAGACAGCACAACGAGUGCCAGAUCUUUUGGACUUUCACUUGGACCCGUGCUGCCAUGAAAGGCCCAGCCCCAUAGCGGAGCUUCCUCAGCUCUUCCCCAAGCUGCAGAGCCUGGAAAUGAGACACCACAAUGUUCCUGAAAAAGAUCUUCUAGGACUUGCACGGUUGUCCAGUCUUAAGCGCUUGGUGGUUCUGGACCCCCUCAUGGACCCCGAAUCUGCUUUGACGGACCUAACUCACAAACUCCACAUCCAAACCAACUACAGAGUCCAUGUGAUUCAUUGCUCAGGCCCAAAUGAACGAAAUUCCUGCCUUUGUGCAUAUAACUGAUUAAUAUUCAACCUGUACACAAAACUUCAAUGAGGUCUUAUUUAGUUCCCUCAGAAACAGGAAAAGUGCAAAUGUGUUUGUGACCCCCAUGCCUAUUUCUUCCAAUAUUGCAGACCUCCACUAGGUGACACUGUACUCACACCAACAGACGUGUGACAGGUAUGUGACAGCACAGUAGUUCUUCAUUCAGGUAGUUCACAAAGUUGUUUGAGACUUUGAAAUAAAGUGUCCGAAGUUAGUAGAUUUCAGUUCAAUUUAAUUCAUAUAUAUAUAUAAAUAUAAUAUAGCGCACUUAACAAUACACAUUGUCUUAGAGCAGCUCUGCUGAAACCAGGUAUAGACCUUCAAUGAUCAAGCCAAAGGCUAUAGUACCAAAAAAAUUUCACGUGGGGGCACAGGUUCACAUAUAUGAUUUGAGAUGUUAGCUGGCAAUGCAAAAAAAAAAAAAAAAAAGAUUUCUCUUGAGAAUGUAUGAAUAAAACAAACUGCUGCUAUGAGUUAACUGCUUGUAAAAAAGUAUGAAUACGCUUAUAAGUUUCUAAAGUCAUCGUGACUAAGAUGUCAGGCAUCAUAGCACAUAUCAUUUUGAUAUGAAGAGAAAUCAUGGAAUGGAAAAUGAGCUGGCAAAAUAUUUCCAGUGACUUAACUUUUUUAAGCCUUCUGAAAACAAUAUAGGAUUAUAAUACCAGUAAUCAAACUGACAAUAUGAAAGCAGACUAAAUUACAGAUGUUUAUGUAACUGACAGAAAAAUAUAAUGCUAAUGGCUGGAGGCUUUAAUCCUGUUCAAGGUUAUAUAGUAGUCCCCAUUGAACUAGGCUGUUAAUAGAAUUUUCUGAUUUACUGAAGCUGAGAAAAAUUUUAGCCAAGGUCAGAACAUUCAUCAAAAACAGAAGGCACAAGGACUCUGUGUUUUUGUUACAAAAACAAUGUUGCUAACCAUGAGGAGAAGUUUUACAGUGUGUUUAUAAGUAUACUAUAUGCUUCAAAUUGCUGCAAAAUGCAGAUGGAUGGAUAAAAAGUGUAAAUGGAUUCGAAGCCCUAGAAUGUCAUUUGGUGUAAAUAUAAAAAAGUUCCUCAGCUAAAUGAUCUGAAAAGAGCAGUGUAGCAGACUGGUUAUGACAGUAUUCAUCUGCAUGCAGCACAUUAGUGUUUGAAGCAGUGAUACUGAAACACUUAAUUGUUAGAGUAAGAACCAGUGAGGAUGAGCUUUCAUGCCAUGAGGGAAAAAGAAUGGAAAGUGCUCUUAACUCAAAGGAGCACUGUAAAAAGCGUUUAUCAUAACUACUCCUCAGACAUCCCACCCUCCAUGCCUUUCUUCUUUUUCCUUGUGAGAGCAUUUUUAUUGGCCAUUUCUUUUCAACCAGGUUUUGAAUGCAACAGGUUCUAAAAUUAAUGUCUUAAGUUAGAUAUGGCCCACUUCAUAACUUUAUAAUGAGCACCAUUCCAACUAUAAAGCAGUAUUUUAUAAUGAGCCCCAUCCCAUCUAUAACGCAGUAUUUUUUAAUGACCACCAUCCUGACUGUAAAGCAGCACUUUAUAAUGAGCACCAUCCUGACUGUAAAUCAGCACUUUAUAAAGAGCACCAUCCCAAGUGUAAAACCGUUCUUUAUAAUGAGGACCAUUCUGACUGUAAAGUAGCACUUUAUAAUGAGCACCAUUCCAUCUAGAAAGCAGUAUUUUAUAAUGAGCACUAUCCCAACUAUGAAGCAGUGUUUUAUAAUGAGCACCAUGCCACCUGUAAAGCAAUAUUUCAUAAUGAGCACUAUCCCAACUGUAAAGCAGUAUUUUGUAAUAAGGGAGUAUUGAAGGAUUACUAACUGGUAGGUUUGUGAAUUACAACAGUAUACUUAUAGUAUUUAGCCAAAGCAACUUACAAUUAUGGCUGAAUAUAACAAGCAAUAGAGGGUUAAGGGCCCUAAGAGUGGCAACUUAGCAGCAGUGGGGCUUGAACCAGCAAUCUUCCAAUUGCAAGUCAAGUACCUUAACCAUUAAGCUACCACACCAUACUGCACUUUUCAUAACUACUGAAAUUUUUUUUUUAUAAACUAAUUUCAUCAAAUGAUGCUUCAGUUAAGCAAUAACCUUGGAUUUUGUGCAGGCUACAUCUGGAAAAUGGAAGCAUUUGUAUUUCACUUGGAGAACACUGUAAGGUAUUUAUGUCAAAUAGGUGGCAAACUGAAUUUCUAGGUGAGCUGAAAAAAUAUUAUUGUGAACUCUAGCAGCAAAAAUGAAACAAUUAUGUAUUUUGAUGGAACCCAUUUUAGAAUUGCCAAUAUUUAACCAGGAUCUGAUUAUGAUUUCCAUUCAAAUUCAAGUUCAAAUUCUAGUCAUUUGGCAAUUUCUUGACUUUUAUUGUAUCCUAACCUUUGAUUUAUGAAUGAAAAUGGAGUUCGGACUCUCCCAUUACCACUAAAACAGCCAUACAUGUGAAUUACAAAGUCAACUGAUCACUAAUACAUUUAAUUUUGUCAUACAAAUGUCAGGAAUGUCACCUGUGUCUCUGAUGCUAAAUGACAAUAAAUUAUAUGUGUAA